AUGCGUGAUAGGUAUCUUAGACAACAUCUAAGGCUAGCUACAAAACGAUUAUAUGCACAAAAGAACCCAUUGCGUCUCAAUCCAUAUGCUAAAAUAUUAAGAGCUGAACUUAUACGUGCUGAGCUGAUAAAAUACAAAGAAGUAAGCAUCAAUUAA
Entrophospora sp. SA101 is the source of this 156-nucleotide messenger RNA. Lineage: Eukaryota; Fungi; Glomeromycota; Glomeromycetes; Entrophosporales; Entrophosporaceae. The record is from the annotation of a GenBank genome assembly.